AUGAUUAAUACCGCCUCCGUGGAGGAAUUUGUCGGUAGUUAUUUACACAUCGCCGGAUACGAUACAAUGAGUUUCGGAAAAUUGAUAACAAUUUGGUACAAGAGGCACACGUUCAGACAACUGGUAGUGGAGCUGGCAGAGAUAUGGCCAGUCUCUAUCAGAUACAGGGACGGAGUAGAGAUAAAACGAAACAGUCUCUCAACACUUAAGCAUAGACAGUUCUUGUAUGCCUUUUGGAAUAUCUUGGGUGUGUGGUUGUAUAAUUUGACACCGAUUGCCGUGCUCCUGUACCGUAAACUGCGUGGUAUGUCUGCAGCUCUUGGCUACGUGUGGCAGAUGGCGUACCCCUUUGAUAAAACCAAGCCCGCAGUCCACGGCAUCGUGUAUAUCUUUGAAACAUGCGCUGGUUGUAUAUCAGUGUGCUGUAUGCUCGGUUCGGACUUGUUAUUCAUGACGAUGGCUAGUCACAUCAGUAUGCUGCUCCGUCUACUACAGAAUCAAAUUCGUCGGCUCGGUACAGUGGAAAGUAAAGACCCUUUUGACACAAGGUGCAAUGAUUGCUAUAAGGAUAUUGUUGAAGUUGUUAAUAUACAUCAGCGACUUAUCAGGUACAUCAAAGAUUUGGAGGAUGCUUUUUCGGUGGUAAAUCUAAUUAACGUAUUGUUAAGUUCCGUUAACAUUUGCUGUGUCAUGUUCACUAUUGUGUUUUUAGAUUCGUGGAUGGAAAUGAGUAAUAAGUUCUAUCUUGGAGCUGCUUUGACGCAAAUAUUCAUUGUAUGCUGGUACGCCGAUGAUAUAUAUAGAGCUAGCGUAGGUGUAGCAGACGCGGUGUAUGAGAGCGGAUGGUACAAGAGCAACACGAGGUGCAGGCGCGCGAUGCUCGUCGUACUUCAACGGUCACAGAGGCCUUUGUACUUCACAGCUCUCAAAUUUCGCGCUAUCACAAUGAUUACAUAUAGUUCAAUCCUUACAACAGCGUAUUCAUACUUCACGCUGUUGUACACAUCAUAUCGUCGUGAUUAA
This is a messenger RNA of Spodoptera littoralis (African cotton leafworm), 1023 nucleotides long. NCBI's taxonomy places the organism in Eukaryota, Metazoa, Arthropoda, Insecta, Lepidoptera, Noctuidae. The record is from the annotation of a GenBank genome assembly.